AUGGGUUUGACAAUUCACGCGAUGAGUGGAAACAAAAAUGUUUUCAAAGCAUUAAUUGCUGCAGAGUACAGUGAUGUCAAAGUAGAGUUGACAAAGGAUUUUCAGAUGAGAGUUACCAACAAGACUCCCAAGUUCCUGAAAAUGAAUCCCCUUUGGAAGAGGGGCCUGUGUUCGAGAGUAAUACUGCUGGUUAUGGGCCAAAUUAAACAAUGGAUUGAUUUUACUACCACUGAGAUUGAUGCUAACAUAGGUCGAUGGCUAUAUCCCCGGCUUGGUUAUCAAGUUUACCUUCCUCCGGCUGAGGAAGCUGCAAUCUUUGCUUUGAAAAGGGCACUUGGGGCUUUGAAUACCCAUCUCGCACUUUCUUGGUUGGAGACACUGUCACAUUGGCUGAUGUUAUCAUGA
Oldenlandia corymbosa var. corymbosa is the source of this 405-nucleotide messenger RNA. Lineage: Eukaryota; Viridiplantae; Streptophyta; Magnoliopsida; Gentianales; Rubiaceae. The record is from the annotation of a GenBank genome assembly.